GGGUGAUCCUGAGGCUCCGCGCGCUUCGGGGCAGAAACCCGGAGACGCCGUUGUCGACGUCGUUACCGCUGGCGCUUCUGCUGUUGCCCUCGGCCCCCCUCUGCUCUGUCCCGGUUCGUGGCCCUAAGCCGGUUCUCCCGCCGUACCCAGUGGGCUGUCGCGAGCUCCUCCUCCCCUCCCCGGACUGCUUCCGAAGGGGCCUCAGGCUCUCACGCUCGCCCCGCGCCGGAGCGCUCCGGCCCGGCCAGGGAGCGGCCCCUUGUAGAGGUCCAAGGAGCCUACCGAGGUCCGUCCCGGCGCUCGACCCUCCCACCGUUCGGCCCACUGGCCCGCUUCUUCCUGAUGCAGAGUGCCGUCCACUAGAGGCUGGACAGGACCCCCGAGGUGAUUCAUGGCAGGGGACGUGGAAGGUUUCUGUUCCUCCAUCCAUGACACCAGUGUCUCUGCUGGGUUCAGAGCACUGUAUGAGGAGGGAUUGCUUCUCGAUGUCACUCUGGUUAUUGAAGACCAUCAGUUCCAGGCCCAUAAAGCACUCUUGGCCACCCAGAGUGAUUACUUCAGAAUUAUGUUCACAGCAGACAUGAGGGAACGAGAUCAGGACAAAAUUCACCUGAAAGGUCUAACAGCUACCGGUUUCAGCCACGUUCUUCAGUUUAUGUAUUAUGGAACUAUAGAACUGAGUAUGAAUACUGUUCAUGAAAUCCUUCAGGCGGCAAUGUAUGUUCAGCUUAUAGAAGUGGUGAAGUUCUGCUGCUCUUUUCUUUUAGCCAAAAUCUGCUUAGAAAAUUGUGCAGAAAUUAUGAGACUCUUAGAUGAUUUCGGUGUUAACAUCGAGGGAGUCAGGGAGAAGCUGGACGCCUUUCUGCUAGACAACUUUGUGCCACUCAUGUCCAGGCCUGACUUCCUGUCCUAUUUGAGCUUUGAGAAGCUCAUGUCUUAUCUGGAUAAUGAUCAUCUGAGCAGGUUUCCAGAAAUAGAGCUGUACGAGGCUGUGCAGUCUUGGCUGCGACAUGAUAGACGACGAUGGAGACAUACAGAUACCAUCAUUCAGAACAUCAGGUUUUGUUUGAUGACUCCAUCCAGCGUUUUUGAGAAGGUUAAAACAUCAGAAUUUUAUAGAUACUCUCGACAGCUGCGCUAUGAAGUUGACCAAGCAUUGAAUUACUUCCAGAAUGUCCACCAGCAGCCCUUGCUAGACAUGAAAUCAAGCCGUAUUCGUUCUGCCAAACCUCAAACUACAGUAUUCCGAGGAAUGAUUGGACAUAGCAUGGUUAAUAGUAAAAUACUUCUUCUAAAGAAACCAAGAGUCUGGUGGGAGCUGGAGGGACCCCAAGUACCUCUAAGGCCAGACUGCCUUGCUAUUGUCAAUAAUUUUGUAUUCCUGUUAGGUGGAGAAGAACUGGGUCCAGAUGGCGAAUUCCAUGCCUCUUCGAAAGUGUUCAGGUAUGAUCCAAGACAAAAUUCUUGGCUGCGCAUGGCAGACAUGUCUGUACCCCGUUCAGAAUUUGCUGUUGGUGUUAUUGGGAAGUUUAUUUAUGCUGUGGCAGGCAGAACAAGAGAUGAGACUUUCUACUCAACAGAGAGAUAUGAUAUCACUAAUGAUAAAUGGGAAUUUGUAGAUCCUUAUCCAGUUAACAAAUACGGACAUGAGGGGACAGUGCUCAAUAACAAGUUGUUUAUCACUGGAGGAAUCACUUCAUCUUCCACAUCUAAACAAGUAUGUGUGUUUGACCCCAGUAAAGAAGGGACCAUAGAACAACGGACCAGGAGAACUCAAGUAGUCACCAACUGCUGGGAGAAUAAGAGCAAGAUGAAUUAUGCCAGAUGCUUUCACAAGAUGAUAUCUUAUAAUGGCAAGCUUUAUGUCUUCGGUGGUGUCUGUGUGAUCUUGAGGGCCUCUUUUGAAUCUCAGGGCUGCCCUUCUACAGAGGUGUACAACCCAGAUACUGAUCAGUGGACCAUCUUGGCAUCCAUGCCAAUUGGUAGAAGUGGCCAUGGUGUGACUGUGCUGGACAAACAGAUAAUGGUCCUUGGAGGCCUUUGUUACAAUGGUCAUUACAGUGAUUCCAUUCUCACCUUUGACCCAGAUGAAAAUAAGUGGAAGGAAGACGAGUACCCUCGGAUGCCCUGCAAGCUGGAUGGUUUACAAGUGUGCAACCUACACUUUCCGGACUAUGUACUGGAUGAGGUUAGGCGUUGCAACUGACAAUACCUUUCUCCCGUAAAAAAAACAAGGCAAAUAAAGCAUUUGUGAUAAAGUAAUUUAAACACAUAAAGAAAAACCUCACCAGUUUUACUAUCAAAGCCAUUGGUCUAAUAUUGUAAGUCUUCAUUCUGUGCUAGCAUCUUUCUUUUCCUUUCAGUGGCCUCAAACUCAUGCAAUAAGUUCAUUUAAAGCGCUAGCUCUUGAAACUACUUCCAGAAGCAGUUUAUUCGCUGCUCCACUUACCUGGGAAGUUGAUUUUCUGCUUUAAACGUUUCUUUCAGAUGUUAGUGUAGGAUUUGUGCAUCUUCCAAGAGAAGACCCAGUAAGUGUCACUGGAUGUGAUUUCAGUCCCUCUCUAUCUGAACUCUUUUGGACAUUAUUUUAGUCUGCUGUAUGUCUUGGUUUAUUAGUUAAAAGUUUAAAACUCUUGACCUUUUUGCAUGGCUUUUUGCUGAAAAUGCAAAAAUUGAAAUUUUUUACAAAAGUUUUUCUAUCAGAACACUAUUUCUAAGCUGCCUUCUCUUAUCUGCAUUGUGUUAGUGAAAGCAUAUCCAUACUCACAUACAUCCUAUGAAUAUAUAAGACACAUCCCUUUAUGCGUGGUUAGGGUUCUAUAUUUUUAAGCUAGUGCACUUGCACACACAGUUCGCCAUACUUGUUGAAAUUUAGAUGUAAUGUCUUUAAUGUAUUAAUGUUUUUAGAAAGUUAAAAUAACUGGAGUCCUCAUUCAGUAUCAAAGUAGUCUAUCUUCAGUCCAUACUGGUUCAGUAAAAUUUAAAUUAAUAUUUCUGAAACAUGUAUGGAUUUAAAAAAACUAGUGUUUUACAUUUUGUUUUCAAAACUAAAGAUUAAUAUUUCAUAUCAGUGUAUGUUUUUUCUUGUUUGAAAAUAUUUUUCUUUGCAGUCUGCUUAGUGUUGGUUACCCUGUUUUAGUGAGAAUCAGAGUGGCCUGUGUCAAGCUCUGAUCCUGCAGCAUGCAAGCACUUUUAAAGAAAAGUUAGGCAAUACCAGACUCCUAAGUAAAAGCCCUUUAAAAGUAAGUGCAACUCCCAUUGUUUCUAUUCAGUAAGACUGCUGCAGGUGAUGAAUGUGGAGCAGCAACUCUUACACAGUUUGAACUCAGUUCUGACUGAGAGAUGAGAAAUUAGUUAUAAUGUUCCUGGUUAUAUCUGCUUGAUCAGUUUGUACAAAAUAUUCAGUGGCACUAGAGCGAUAGAUCAACCCUCAGCGUCUUUUUAGUUUCUGGAAGCUACUAGCAUGAAGGAUAGUCACCAGAAAGUUUGGAAUGAUUCUUGAAUAGCCGUUUUAAAGGCAUUUAUACUAAAUAGUUUAGGAUCGACUGCACAUUUCAACUCUUCAAAUGCGAAGGAAAGAAAUCUAGCUGACAGAAUUAAGAGUGGUCUGUGAGUGGAUCAUUCAAACUGAUGCCAUUUUCUCACGAGCAGUCUGUAGCUGAUUCAAUCUUACACUGGCAUAGCUUGCCAGAUCUGUGGAUUUUGGUGCAAUAUUGCAAUGCCUUUUAUAUGGCUGCUGUUGUAUAAAUUUUUGUACUUACUUUGUUUUGUUUUAUUUUUGCUGCUGGCACCAUUGAACAUAAAAUGGAAGUGUGAAGUCAUGAAAAUGUGAAGAUUUUGAUUUUUUUCUCCCUCUCUCCUCCCAUGCCGCAGUUCAUAGUGUGAAUAAGGCCUGAUUUUUCAAAACUAAAACCAGAGGUUUUUGAGUUUUAGAAAGUGUCAGGUAUACUUUCUAAAGAAACCUUUCUUUUUUUUUUUCUUUCAGGAAUCGAAAUAGUGGCUUCUUUUGUAUGUGAUUCUUCCAUUUUCAUUA
Molecule: messenger RNA, 4033 nt
Organism: Onychomys torridus (southern grasshopper mouse)
Lineage: Eukaryota; Metazoa; Chordata; Mammalia; Rodentia; Cricetidae
Gene: Klhl15
Product: kelch like family member 15
Exons: 4
Coding region: 392-2206 (604 amino acids)
Biological process (GO): protein ubiquitination; nuclear protein quality control by the ubiquitin-proteasome system
Cellular component (GO): nucleus; Cul3-RING ubiquitin ligase complex
Molecular function (GO): protein binding
Source: RefSeq, a predicted model, not a curated record